Molecule: messenger RNA, 1112 nt
Organism: Ceratitis capitata (Mediterranean fruit fly)
Lineage: Eukaryota; Metazoa; Arthropoda; Insecta; Diptera; Tephritidae
Product: probable RNA methyltransferase CG11342
Exons: 1
Coding region: 258-977 (239 amino acids)
Biological process (GO): miRNA metabolic process; negative regulation of pre-miRNA processing
Cellular component (GO): cytoplasm
Molecular function (GO): RNA methyltransferase activity; O-methyltransferase activity
Source: RefSeq, a predicted model, not a curated record
GAGUUGUUAAUGCAGUGCCAUAUCUAAAUCACUUAUAUGUGCAGAAAAAUAGAUAAGUUAUUAGACAAUAUUUAAAAAUUAAAAAAUUCGAAAGUUUUACACAAAUAUUAUUAACUUCGUUUUAAUUGAAUAAGCCUCGUUGUAUGACUAUUUUAUGUUUACAUAUACUAAAAGUAGACAAAUGUACACACACAUUCAUAUGUGCAGAUGACGUUUCUAACGCCUAGAGAAAUAAUAACAAAAUCUAUAGGUGUGAAAUGGACUACAGAAAUAAUGAUCCUGGAGCAGUGCAAUAUGGGAAUUUUGUUAACUACUAUAAAUUUAAUAAUGCUGGUCAAAGACUAAAACUUCUGCCACGUGACGUCUGGAAUGACGUUGAAAAUACCCCAUCCACCACUGAACCAUAUUUAGUGCUCGAUGUUGGUUGCAACGCCGGAAACCUCACUCAACUUUUGUAUACAUUUUUAAACGACUGCGUUGGUAUACCAAAUGGCCGGGAUAUACAAAUACUUGGUGUCGACAUCGAUGCGGAAUUGGUGAAACGAGCGAAAGACAGUAAUGAGUUUCCAUCAAAUGUGAGCUAUGAUAAUUUGGAUAUAAUGGACGCCAAUGCCCUAAAUCGCAUUAAAGAAUAUCUAUUUAAGCGGAACCGAAAACGAUUUGAUGUUGUUAGUAGCUUUUCUAUAACUAUGUGGAUACAUUUGAAUCAUGAAGAUGAAGGCCUAAGACAAUUUCUGACGAAAUUAUGUGACUUGGCCAAGUUGCUGGUAAUUGAGCCACAACCUUGGAAAUGUUAUCAAACAGCUGUGAGAAGAAUGAAAAGAGCCGGAGAUGAGUUUCCACUGUUUGUGACGCUUGAAUGGCGGUCAAACGUAGAGGAAUGUAUACAGAAUUUUUUAGAAAUUGAAUUGGUAAGAAAAAAGAUUUUCGAAUGUGCACCAACUCGUUGGCAAAGACGUAUCUGCUUCUACAGGUGAAUAAGAAGACGGAUUUUAUCUACCUUUAAAAGAUUUAAGGUAAAUGCAUUUUUUUCUGCGUAGUAAAAUAAAUAAGAUUUAUAUUGAUAAAAAUAAGAGUAAAAGUAAAGCUUUGAUUAAAUAUAAUACGUGUAU